Molecule: messenger RNA, 12135 nt
Organism: Phyllotreta striolata
Lineage: Eukaryota; Metazoa; Arthropoda; Insecta; Coleoptera; Chrysomelidae
Source: the annotation of a GenBank genome assembly
AUGCUAGAAGGCCUUGUCGCCUGGAUUUUGAACACCUAUUUAGGCAAAUACAUCGAACUAAACACAGAUCAAUUGAGCAUAGCUCUAUUAUCAGGUAAAGUGGAAUUAGAGAAUGUACCGUUAAAAAAGGAAGCUUUAAGACACCUGGGAUUCCCUGUUGAUAUUAAAACGGGCUUUAUAGGAAAAAUAGAGCUGCAAAUACCCGUUAGACAAAUCCGAUCAGCUCCCUGGAUAAUUAUUAUCGAACAGUUAUGUUUUGUUGCAAGUCCUCUAUCAGUGGAUCAGUGGGAUUCCGAGGCGGAAGUUCUAUCGAAACACGAAGCCAAACUGAUGGCUUUGAAUUCAAUCGAAGCCGAAUGGAGAUUGGAAAAAGACUUGGCCGGCUACAAUUCAUCUUCCUCUUAUUAUUCUUCGACAUAUUCCUCUUGGUACAGUUACGGCACCGGACUGAUUACGGAAAUUAUGGAAAACUUACAGUUGAAAAUCCAGAAUAUCCACGUGAGAUACGAAGAUUGCACAACUGUGCCGGAUCAGAAAUUCGCCUUCGGCAUCACAUUGGGCUCCCUGAUAGCCCAAAGUUGCGAUCACAAUUGGUUGCCCAAAUUCAUCCAUAACAACGACACGAGCGAGGAGUCCUUCAAAAUCCUGGAAAUCAAGGAAUUCGCAUUGUAUUGGACGGGUAUAAACGAAGGAGAAUGCCUGGCCGGCCUGGAUUUAUCCGGAUUAGCCGAAGAAAUGGGCAAAAACAAUUUGAAAAAAUACACGAAAAACUUCCUUCUACCACCCGUAAGCGCCCAAGCUCAUUUGAAACGCAACAAAAGCUCGAAAGCUUUGAGAUCAUCGACCCCUAGAUAUUUCUGCGAUUUUCUACUAGAAGAUGUUCAUUUAUCAGUAUUAGACUGGCAGUAUAAACAAUUGAUAGGCUGUGUAAGAGGCUUGCAGGACUUGAACAGGAUCAGGAAUUACAGGCGUUUCAAGCCUCUGAAUCCCGUGGAAAAGGACCCUAAAGCCUGGUGGUUUUACGCCGUAAGUUGCCUUUACCCCACUGGCGAGCAGCCAAGUAUUUGCAGGCCGAAACCCACUUGGGAAUCCUGCUCGAAAAGGGCCAGGGACAUCGUUAGAUACGUGAAAAUAUGCGGGAAAGUGCUGACAGCGCCCUCUGUUACUUUAUCGGCCGACGAGAAGAAAUUCAAGGAGGAAAUCGAGUGGGCUAUGGGCUACGAGGAAUUGAAGACAUUAAGGAAGUUGGCGAUGGAUUCAGUGAGGCUGCCCCAAUGGGGUUCCACCGAUAAAGCAAGAAAUACUCUAGUAAAAUGGUUUCCGAGCUGGAUGGGCUGGUACGGCAAUUCGGGCGAAGGCCGUUCGAAAGAAGAAACCGAUUUGGAAGGGGAGAUUUUAGAAGUUCUGGCGAAUUCCGCCGAUAACGUAAAUUAUAGGAGAGAUGUUGUCCUUGGAAAACUCCAUUUUUGCCUCAAAACCGGCUCGUUGACUUUGAGACGUUCCUACGGCAAAAUGGCCGACGACAGCACCUCCAUGUUGGAAAUGGAGUUCGGCAAUUUCGUGUUGGGAUUUCUGAGCAAGCCCCGCUUCGAUUCCUACGCCAUCGAGUUAUCCUUGGACUCUCUAUAUUUAAAAGAUAAAAUCAACGCCGAUACGAUGUUCCCGAUCGUAAUAGCCCCGUCGGGGCUGGAGAGGCUGUUGUCGAUGCAAGUCAGAGGCCAAGACAGAAAAACCAGCAUGGCGAGCAAACAGGAAUUCAUCAAGAGGCAUUUGUUUUAUUUGAUGUACGAAAAGAGAACGAACAAUUCGAGAUUAACAGUAAAAUCGGAAAGUCUCGACAUCGUGUAUCAACCGGACGUCAUCAAGUGGUUCAUGGAAUUCGUUUACCAGCCUCUUUAUAGCCCCGCAGUAGCCCCGAUUCAAACCCCGAUAAAAACCAAUACCAAGAUAGAGCUGAUGAAGAACUGGGAACACAUCAUAUCCGCCGGAAAGGUAUCCAGAUCGGCGUGGGAACUGGAAUUCGACAUUACGGCGCCUCAAAUUAUAUUCGUCGAGCAAUUUAGCGAGCAAAAUAGCCCCAUGGCCGUCGUGGAUUUCGGUAAAUUGCACUUGAAAAGUAACGUUAGACCGGACAGAGCAGAAAACACUAAUACGAACAUAGACAUUUCCGAAGGAAAAACCAGCGAAGAGGACGAAACGUAUUUAACGCCUUGUUCAACGCCUCCCGUCAGCGAAGAAAGCCUCUCUGUCGAUCAAGAGCCCGUUUUAACGGAAGAUUUACUGCUAACGAAUCAACCGACUUUGAACGAAGAAAAUCUUCAUUCGAAACUCUACGAUACUUACAAUUUGGAACUGACCGAUUUGCAAAUAUUAAUCGGCCGGUUAAAAGAUAACUGGCGGUUCGCGCUUAACAGGGGCUCGUCGAAUUUGCACGUCAUCGAUAGGUUUUGCAUUUCGGUGCAAAUCGAAAGGAGAUUGUUUGCAACGGCCGAUCCGCAUUAUCCUAAUUUCAUUUUGAACGCCCACCUUCCAAAAUUGGUGACCCACAUCAACGAACUCAACAUGCUAUCGGCUUGUAACUUAAUCGAAAUGAUAUCCAAAACUUUGAUAGUGUUCAAAAUCGCCGCCAAUACCACAAUCGGACAAUCUACCGACGAACCUGACGCCCCGACCUCGCAAGAGCCCCACGAAGACGACGACGACGACCCCGUCGCCCACCUCAUCACCACCCAAUUCUUCAUCGAUCAAAUGUCCUUGGAGAUUCAGAGCAGGGGCAGGAGCAUAGCCGAAUUGCAAAUAGCCGGCGUCAAAGCCUCCUUGUCGAAGAGGCCGCACCACACGAGCCUCACCUUCACCUUGCACAGCCUCCUGCUCGUCGACGCCCUGCAGACGUUCGGCGCCGAUUUCGAGCUGCUGAUGGCCAGCCACCGGCAUUUGGGCAUGGAUUCGCUGUCGGGCAGCAUCAGGGGCAGCGAGCCCCAAUCGCCCGUUUCGCCUGCAAGCCCCUGUCCGGGCGGGGGCGGCGGGCUCUCUUCCAGGAGUGGGAUUUGCGGGGCCGACGGGGCUACGUCCCCCACCGAUCUUACGAGGGCCUUGAACACGUUAGCUACGUCAGUGACGUCUCCUAUGGACUUCUUGGAAAACACGGAGGCCUUGAUUUCUAUUGAAAUUCAACUUGUCACCGGUUCGACGUCAAUGCAAAUUGUCAACAUUCAAUUCAACAAUUUGGAUAUUAUUGCCAAUCAAGAGACUUUGGUGGAAUUGGCGGGUUUUUUCAAAAGGAUUUUCCCGGACAAUCGAAGACCCUUGGAAUCCUUGAUGAAAGUUCAAAAAUCGGCGGAGUCCUUGCUCGAGGAGUCGAUGAAUCCUCGGGGAAACACCGAAAUUACAUUUGAUUUUCACCGUUUGAACGUUCUUCUAUUGAGAGGAGCCUUAAAAGACGGCAAAUUAUACGGCAGAAAAAUCGGCACGGCUACGAUAACACAGGCCAAAAUCCAAGCGACGAUAAACCCGAAUUUCGUCCUCGAAGGGUCCUUGGGCAGCUUCCAAAUCCUCGAUUUAACCCCUCAAGGACGAAUCCAUCAAAACAUCCUCAGUAUCGGCGACAGCCCCAACAAUUCGCUGGAACAUUCCCGUUUGUAUCAGGACGAAAUCGAGAAAAAACCGGCCUUCAGUUUCAGGACGAAAUCCCGCGAAUCCUGCAGGACUUGCAUCGACAUUCGUAUGGCUUCGGUUUGGUACACUCAUUGUCCUUAUUUCAUACUAGAGUUGAAGUCCUGCGCCUCGGAAUUUGAGGUUUACCUCACGAAUUUGGCCAAAACUAUCAAAUCCUUCGGAUUGGCUACGAUAAGGACCGAGUCCUCGACAAGGACUCACAGCGCACCGUUUACGCCUACUAAGAAAUUGUAUUACAAGGACUCCUCGCCUUAUAGUCCUUCCGAUGGUAAUUUCGGGAUUUUCAAUGCGGACAUUAACGUGGAAAUGGACAGUCCUGUCAUUAUCCUGCCGAAAAACAGCCUCAGCACGGAGGUGUUCGUCCUGCAUUUGGGCAAAAUCACCGUGAACAAUCAUUAUCCUGGCGAGAAUACGGAAUUUUACAACGUCGAAAUCAAGGAUAUGAACAUUUUCUCGCUGGAUAUCGAAAAAAGGACGAAAAUCCUCGAACCUCAAAUCCUUUAUAAUUGCUCUAACGAAGCCAAACCGAUCCUACACGACACCGUUUUGCUCCUGAAAAUCGAACGGGAAUUUUCCCAUCAGGAUUACAAUUAUCCCGACGAAAAAAGGACGAUUAUCCUUCGAAUAAACGCCAGUAUUAUAACGGCCUUGAAAGUGUCCUUAACAAUACCGCAAUACAGGCAAAUGAGGCAAACAUUAGACUGGCUAUCUUCGAUUAAUUACACCAAUCAGGAACAGGACCUUCCGGCAGGACCUUACAUAAACGACGUCAUCAAGGACGGAGACGUUGGUACAUUAGAAAUGGACCCUCAGAUUCGCGCCAAAUUAUUCCUGCCCGAUAUCCUCAAGGAUAAUACCGUACAUCAUUCCAUUCAAACCGAAUUAUCCUUCGACAUAUCCUUGUUCACCGUCGAACUCAAAGGAUCUGAUCGAACUUUGGUCAACGUAUCCUUGGCGGAUUUCGCUUUCGUUUACAAAAAACACGAGGAAUUCGAGGCCAAUUUACGAAUAUCCUUGAGAUCCUUGCUGGUCGAGGACCUUCAGCGACCUAUUAACAGCAAAUACAGGAUCAUAGCGGCCUCGUCCUGCGACAAGGACUCUUCGAACAGCCACGUUAAAGUCUCCAAAUCGUGUCCCGUGGUCAGUUACUCGAGUUACCCGAGAAGAAGAGGCUCUAACAGCUCGCUUCCCGAUCACUUAGAGCAGGAUAGGAUGUUCGGAGGGGACUCGGAUGAGGCUUUUCCUCACACGCCUCCCUCCAGUCCUAUAGCGGGACAGAGGCGGGGCUCGGGCGAGGCUUACUAUCAAAGGCGCUCGCCUAGUACAAGCUCUUUAUGGGGCUCAGAUGAGGCUUAUCCUCACCCAAAGGAUAGCCAAGGCGAAAGAUUAGAUUUUGGAUCGAGUGAGGAUUAUCCUCGCAAACAUCCGAGACAUCGUCCCGUCGAGAAUUUAGUCAUUAUAAGCGCGGUUUUGGUGGAUCCUGGGGCUCCGAAUUUCCAGGAUAACUACUCUAGCUCGACUACGGUGGAUUUCAAUUGCCUGGACCUCGUCCUUAGCCCGGAAUCCUGGAUCCUGUUGCUCGAUUUCUUCGAUUAUUCCCCCGAACAAACCCCUAAAUCCUUCGAUAGUUCCGCGCAGGCGCGGAAAAAGGAUAAGAGCCUAACGAAUAUUAACGUGAGAUCCUUGACGAUCGUCCUUGUGGAACAGGACAACGAAAUAGCCAAGGCUAACGUGUCCGACGUGGAAAUUGGUGUUAAAAUAACGGAGUUGGCGAAGGAAAUUGAGGCUAGUUUGGGGUAUUUGUCCUUGCAGGAUUUGACGUUUGACGGGCGGCUGUACAAGGAUAGAUUCCUGACGUCCGGUUCGCAUCCCGUGCAUUUCGAAUACACCAGGUAUUAUAAAGGGGCUAAAAAAGGACACGACGCGGAGUUGUCCUUGCGAAUGACGUCAGUGAUCUACGUGCAUACGAAGAGGUUCAUUGCCGAGGUCCUGGCUUUUUUCCAGACCUUUUCCGAAGCUAGGACGAAGGUCCUUAAAGGUUUUCGCAAACAAACAACACAAGCCGAUCCUUUGAAACUACUACUGAGAAUUGAGGCUAAAGCCCCCGUUAUCCUUCUACCGGUCAGUUCGUCGUCCUUGCAAUUAAUCGUAAUCGACUUGGGCCAAUUGAAGGCCAGCAAUUCUUUUAAACUAGCAGGAGACGAUGGUACGCUCGUCCCGCAGGAUAAUCGCUCGGGAUCUUCGCAGGACCUUACGAGGCGAAGCCUCCUGGACGUAAUGACCGUAUAUUUGGAACAUACGGAUUUGUAUAUGGGCGUCAAAGGAACGGAAAAAGAUAGUCCUCCGAAAAGGACGAAAUCGGGAUGUUGGAGGUUCCGGAAAAUCGGCCCGUCCUUACUGAGGGAAAAAUUCGAAUUGAAGUUGCGAAUCCAAAGAAAUUUGGAUAUUUCUCUGGCCAGAUCGUUGCCGGAUACGAGCAUUUACGGGGAAUUGUCCACGCUGGAUAUAGCCCUGGAUUCGGACCAGUACAGGACGAUUAGAGGCCUUUUGGCGCUCAAUUUGGGCGAGGAUACCGAGAGGAUAUAUCCUUCUAUACCGAGGAAAAACGAGAUCGAGAACAUCAAAGAUUGGACGUUGCUCUUCAUCAAAUUGGACUUGCAAAACGUGAAUAUAUCCCUUUGGAAAUCGCACGAGGACAAUUCCAAGCUGGCCUGCGUGAGCCUCAUCAAAUCCCAUCUCACGAUCGAAACGUUCAGCAACUUCUGCCAGGACAUCGAUCUGGUAUCGAAGGAGAUCCUCAUCAAGGACAUUCGCGAGGACGCGAACGAUUCGGGCAGGAAGAGGAACGUGUUCGGCAACAUCCUGGAGCCGAUCGGGCUCGCGCAGCAAGUCCAGGCGGAGAUCCACACGCGCAAGCGCAAGAACUUCGCGCAAACCACCAUCUUGUUCAACGACAUCAAGCUGAUGGGGAUAUUCGAUUGGUGGGAGGAGUUCCUGCGGUUCGUCGGGCAGGAUUUCGAGAACGCCGAGAGGAAGAUCCGGAAAGGGGGUCCUUCGAAGCCGGAGGAGAAUCCUUCGGAGUACGAAUUGAAAUUGAACAUCACCGAUUCCAAUGUGAUCAUCGUGGAGGAUUCGUCGCGGUGUAACAGCAACGCGGUGAUUUUGAAAAGUACGACAGUUUUGAAUUACAAACCUUUCGGACCUUCGAAACCUCUCACGUGCAAUUUGAACAAUUGCGAAAUGUUCUCGUGCAUUUUAGGCCUGGAGGAGGAAACUGCCUUAUCCAUAAUUGAUCCAGUUACACUCAAUCUGGAUAUCAAUCAGGACGGUAUUUUAGAGGUGCAAUUGCAAUCGAUGACUGUCAGAUUGUCCUAUCACGAUAUGUGCAUGUUCAUGAAAAUCCUGAAUUCCCUGCCAAAACAAUUGAUUUCUUCGAAAAACCAAGACCAACUAGACCCGCACGAAAAUCAAAUAGCAGCCUUAAGUAGCCUUGGAUUCUCUCCGGAAGCCUGCGAAAUAGCCUUGGAAGUUUGCUCGCAGCACCUAGACGAGGCCGCGCUUUGGCUGACCAAUAACAAAAACCCAGAUUUAGAGAACAAACCCGGGGAUUCCCUGCAAAUUAGAGCCAUUGACAUCGAUGCAAGUUGCAUUUCAUUGUGCAUAAUCGACGAUUGCGGCGACUCCGACGUACCUCUGUUAGAGCUAGCUCUAAGCGAUUUGAGUUUAGAGCAAAAUUUCGAUGUGGUUAAGACCUCUUCUAAAGGCUCCGUUAAUUGCACUCUUUCCAUGGAUUACUACAACAGGGUUUUGUCCGGCUGGGAACCUAUGUUAGAGCCUUGGAGGUGCUCCUUGGAAUGGUCGCGACUCGCCCGGAAAACGCCCCAAUCGAGCAGGCUAUCCAUAAAACUGGAUUCGCAGGAAAAUCUCGACGCCAACUUGACCUCGACCUGUCUCGAGCUCUACGAGCAAGUGAAGCUCAGUUGGCUGGGCGAUUGGCGGGACAGAGACAAAACGAACGCGGAACAAUACGACGAGAACGAGAAGGAAGAGGAGGAAAUCCAAUUUUCCGCGGCCAACUUGACCCGAAGGUCGCCGUUCGUUCCGUUCGCAUUGAAAAAUCGCACGGGCGCCAAUUUGCGAUUUUCCACGAACGUUUGCGAAUGGAACGACUACGAUUCGAUGUUGAUCGGCGGAAAUUCCGAGGAAAAUUGGACCGCCGUCAAGGCGGGGGAGACCGUCAAUUUUUCCUUUACUAGCAGAGAUAAAAUAAGGCACCGGAAUUCGCACAAAAUGCGCAUGCACCAACUGAAAGUGAAAAUAGACGGUUGGAAUUGCUCGGAACCCGUGACAGUCGAUAAAGUUGGAGUAUAUUUCAGAGAUACCUGCGCUGAAUUCAAAACUAGGACUUCCACCCUUCCGCACGCCCGGAUCGUCUUCGACGUCACUCUGGAAGGCUCCGCCAGGAAACUGAUAACGAUUCGGUCGGCUCUAUUGCUCGUCAACAAUCUACCGAGAGCCAUCGACGUGAAGUUAGAGAACAAAUUGCCCAACAACGAUUCCGCGGCCAACUUUUGGGUGGCCAAUCAAUUUUUCACCGUAGGAAAGAACGAGACUCUGCCGGUUCCCCUGGAUCACGCGCACUCGCUCAUCCACAUCAGGCCGUUCCAGACGCCGCAGCAGUUUACUUAUUCGUUUCCGGGGGUUUCCUGGACCGAAAUGUCUUACGGUUUCGACAGGAUUUAUCGAAUCGGGACUUGUCAUUCGCACAAAGGGGAGAAUUACAGAUUCUAUACGGAAAUAGUGAAACAGGGUCUACUAACGCCGUGCAGAGGAAAAUUGGAUCAACCGGCUCAUACGAUUUACAUUUUACCGGUUAUUAUAAUCGAAAAUUUACUACCGGUCGAUUUGCAAUAUUCGAUAUUCGAGCAGAAGGGGCUGAUCAAAUCCUGUUCUAGCGCUACUAUUGAAAAAGUCGUCUCGGAAAAUAUCGAAUUGAAAAUAGAAUUGGAGAAUUUCCGCGCUUUGAACAGCAUAUUUAUACCGAGCGAUUGCUCGAGCGGGUUCAAUUGCAGGAUCAAAAUGGAGGAUAAAAGGAAGAGGAAAUUGAAUUUGUCGGGUCAGGUGAUGGUGAAUAACGGGGCUAUGUUUAAAAUAUCGAUUUCCGCUCAUUAUUGGAUCGUUAACAAGACUGGAUUGCCAUUGGUUUUUAGACAAUCUGGCACUUCCAUGGAAAGCGCUGGACAAUUCGACGAACACGAACAGGCCAGGAUGGUGGGACCUCUGAUGUUCAGCUUUUCAGAUCAAGGGGCUAGCCCCACAGUAAACGCGAGAAUCGGCAACAGGGUCAUUUGGGACGGUACACCACAGUGGUGCGCCAAUUUCCACGUCCAAAAGGGCACGCAAUACCGCAAACUCCACGUGACCCUGAGAGACGGCCGGCCGGACGUCGUCUUCACCGUGGGUCUGGAAGUCCGACAAGGCAGAGGCAAAUACCGAUCGACGAACAUCCUGACAAUAUCGCCGAGGUAUCGCCUGUACAACCGCACCUCCUACAAUCUCCUGGUCGCCCAACGUUGUUUCGCCAAAGAAACUCGCCAAACCCCAUCGCCUAGAUCGUGCUUGAAGUCCGUGAAGAACAGCCACAUGGCUUUCCAUUGGCCGAAUCUGGAGAAGGAGCAAUUGUUGUGUUUGUCCAUAGAAGAUGUCCAGGAUUGUUGCUGGUCCGGCGGAUUGGACAUCAACGAUAACAAUUCAAUGCACGUGAAUAUCAGAGACUCUCUAGGCGGGGCCUACUUCCUCCGCAUGGAGGUCACCUCGCAGGGGGCCACUUCGGUGGUGGUUUUCACCGACGCCGAUCACCUGCCGCCGCCCCUUCGGCUGGACAACUUCUCCGAGGUGUCGCUGAUGUUCGGCCAGGCGUGCCACGUCGAUGUGGCCCACAGCACGGCGCGCGCCCAUUCGAGCGUGCCCUACGCCUGGGACGAGCCCCACGGCGAGCACCUGGUGAAGAUCAUCGCGCCCGGCGGCGUUUCGAACGCCUACGCCACCGCCGCUUUGGGACCGGCGCCCGGCUUGACCUACGAGAAUUUCAUCUACGUCGCCCUGACGGGCACCUUCAGAAGGAGCAACAACAACAACAACAGGGGUCACUACGAGCAGGAGGGCGAGCACCAGGACCUGGUGCUCGACGUGACGAAGCGCAACCGCGUCGUGACGGCGACGAAGGUGGCCGGCGGGCGGUCGCAGCUGUGGCGGAUGACGCCCGACGGCUACCUGGAGCACGAGGGCAGCCGCCCGCCGAGGCAUCCGCACCAGGCGCGCCAGCUCGGCGAUCUGCUCGUGCUGGACAUCGAGGAUACGGCGCCGCAGCCGGGCCGUUGGUCCAAGUUGGCGUUGCGAAGGGCCGAUCCGAGGCGGCGGUCGACGCAGCGGUGGCGGUUUACGGGGGACGGGCGGUUGAGGUGCGAUCAUCACAACAUGUGCGUGCAGGUGGUGGACGGAUUGAGAGCAGGUAAUCAUGUCGUCUUGGGUCUGUCCCAGUCCCACGGCGAUGGGCUCAAACGCCCCGCGGACGGCGGUCCGCCCGUCGAGCAGGCCAUGGAAAGACAAUACCUCAGGCCUGGAUCCGGUUUGUUGACGGUCACCAUCCACAUGGACGGCCCCACCAAGGUCAUAUCUGUCAGAGAUGCCAAAAAUCCGGAUUCCAUUGAUCAAAAAGGAGAUUGCGAGGAUUCGAAAGAAGAAGUGUUAUUCAGCGUGAAUUUGGAAGGAAUAGGAAUUAGUUUGGUAAAUAGGCGGAUUCCCGAGGAAUUGAUGUACAUUCAUUUUCGAAGGAUAUUCGGCGAAAUGACGGCUACAGAACAAAUCAAACGGAUAUGUUUCAGUAUAAAGGACAUUCAAGUGGAUAAUCAGCUAUUGGACACGACAGUGCCGGUCUUGGCCUACGUGACCCAUUCGAAUCCGAAAGCGCAGGAUCCGCAAGGCCACGAUUUCCUGCCGGCCUUGGACUUCAGCUCGGAAAUUCAACGGAAAAGCGACGUUUCGGUGAAGAUUUUCAAACAUCUGAUAGUCAGAUUGAAGAAAAUCACGCUCAUCAUCGAGGAAAUCGCGUUGCUCAAGCUGCUCGAAUUCCUGGGAUUCGGCUACGCGGCCGAGGAGUCCGUCAACAAGGAUUAUUUCGAGGAUAACGAGACGGCCGGUUCCCUAACGGGCUGCUAUGAGGCCUCUAACAGGUAUUAUUUCGGCAUAAUAAAAUUGAUCCCGGGUCAAAUACGAUUGAGCGUGAAAACGGCUACAACGAAUCUUCCGAGGAAUUUGAAGGCCAUCAAAAGAUCAUUGGGUUUGACCUUGAUAAAAUUCGAAGACGCCGCCGUCGAAUUGGAGGCCUUCGAAAGGAAACAUCCGUUCGAAACGAACGAGUUUUUAAUGAAGACCAUUAUUAAACAUUUUAAAGAUGAACUGAUCUGGCAGGCGGGCAUAAUCCUGGGAUCGGUCGAUUUCAUCGGUAACCCGUUGGGUUUGGUGAACGACGUAUCGGAAGGAAUAACCGGUUUCAUAACCGAAGGUUCCGUGAGAUCGUUGGUCAAGAACGUGACCCAUGGUAUGUCGAAUUCCGCCGCCAAAAUAACCGAAUCGCUAUCGGACGGUUUGGGCAAGGUGGCCAUGGACGAUUAUCACGAAGAGAUCAGACAGAAAAUCCGGACUUUUCACGGAGGGAAAAGCUCCGAUCACAUUUUGGCAGGUUUCAAAGGCCUGGGUUUCGGAAUCCUAGGCGGCGCCACCGGCAUAUUCAAGCAGGUGUACGAAGGGGCUUCCAAUGACGGUAUACAGGGUGUUUUCUCGGGUUUGGGCAAGGGUUUAGUGGGAGCAGUUACGAAACCGGUCGUCGGAGUGUUGGAUUUCGCUUCUGAGACGGCGAGAGCUGUCAGAGAUUCUAGUAAAAGUAAACAAACGCCGGAAAGAAGGAGAUUACCGAGAUGCGUACACGGGCCAGGUGGCCUUUUACCUAAAUAUAAUUCCAAGCAAAGCCAAGGUCAAGAGUAUUUAUACAGGGUGAACAAUAAAAAUUACUCGGAAAAAUUAAUAGCGUUCGAAAUUCUGGGCAGCGCAUCGGAGGAUUUACUUUGUAUUGUUUCAAAUGAAACUUUACGAAUCGUGACGAGUACGAAAAGUCCCGAAUUGACAUCGGUUGUUGAAUGCCUUCUAAGUGAUCUGGAAAUUUGCAACGUGAUAAAGGAGAAAGAACACGGCGAAAUCCGGCAUUACAUCGAAAUAGUGAUGCGUUUUUCCGGCACCAGCGCCACCUUAGUUAAUCCUGAUCCGGUGAAAAAACCGAGAGUCAGAUGUCGAUCACUAGAUUUGGCCGAUUCCAUUUCGAAGCAAAUCAAUUACGCCAAGAAAAAUUACAGUGAUCAUUUACAAACGUUGAUUGUAGAGAAUUCUUCAAUCGUAGACGAAUGA